Molecule: messenger RNA, 1481 nt
Organism: Andrographis paniculata
Lineage: Eukaryota; Viridiplantae; Streptophyta; Magnoliopsida; Lamiales; Acanthaceae
Product: protein JINGUBANG-like
Exons: 1
Coding region: 94-1359 (421 amino acids)
Molecular function (GO): protein binding
Source: RefSeq, a predicted model, not a curated record
UUACAACCAACCAAUUUUCAAGUCUUCCUUCCAAAUUCACAGAUUCUCACUUAGUCACUCAGUCAGACUCUGUUCAGCAGUCUACCCAAAACCAUGGGCAGAUUUCUGCCCGGCCCCUUCCCCGCCGCCUGGAAUUCCGACAACCCCCAACUUUCCGACCACCUCCCCACCGUCGUCCGGACAUCCUCUUCUUCCAACUCAUCCCUCUCCUCCCAAUCAAGUCUCCCAUCAGUUCCUUCCCUCACUCCGCCGCUUCCCGAUCAAACCGCCGCCGCCCACUACAGCUGCUCCGCCACGCUCCGGGGACACUCCUCCUACGUAUUCUCCCUGGCUCUCGCCGGAAACCGCCUCUACAGCGGCGCUUCCGACGGAGAAAUGCGGGCCUGGGAUCGGACCCUCUCUAAUUCCAGUAAUGAUUAUUCUCCUCGCGACAACGUCGUCGGAGAAGGAUACAGCGCCGUCAAAUCAAUUAUAAUUUCCGGCGACAAGCUCUUCUCCGCCCACCAGGACCAGAAAAUUCGCGUCUGGAGAAUCGACGGCUCGCCGGCGCCGAAUCAGAGGUAUAAAAUGGUCGCGAUUUUGCCGACAUUGAGCGACAGCUGUAUGAGCCUCUUCGACGCCGGAAAGUACGUCCGAAUCCGGCGGCACAAGACCCGCACGUGGGUGCAUCACGUGGACGCGGUUUCCGGCCUGGCUUUGUCGCCGGAAUCGUCGCUGCUCUACUCCGUCUCUUGGGAUCGGAGUUUCAAAAUCUGGCGGACUUCCGACUACAAGUGUAUCGAAUCGGUGCAGGACGCGCACGCCGACGCCAUCAACGCCGUCGUCCUCUCCGCCGCCGACGGCUUCGUCUACACCGCCUCCGCCGACAAAACGAUCAAGGUCUGGCGGCGGUGCAGCGGCGCCGCCGCCGGCGACCGGAAACACUCCCUCGUCUCCACUCUCGAAAAGCACAAAUCCGCCGUGAACGCAUUGGCAUUAAGCUCCGACGGCGCCGUCCUCUACUCCGGCGCCUGCGAUAGAUCGAUCAUCGUGUGGCGGCGACGUGGCGGCGACUCCGCCGCGUCGCCGCACAUGGUGGUCGCCGGAGCCCUGCGCGGCCACACAAAGGCUAUUUUGUGUUUGGCUACCGUGUCGGAUUUGGUCUGCAGCGGCUCCGCCGAUCGGACGGUUAGGAUAUGGCGGAGAUCGGACGGCGGAAAUUACUCAUUCGUGGCGGCGCUUGAAGGUCACAGCACUCCGGUCAAGUGCCUGACGGCGGAGCCCGGCGGAGACGGCGACGGCGACGAUUACCAAAUUUACAGUGGUGCGUUGGAUUGCGAAAUUAGGGUUUGGCAAAUUCAUGCCCCUCGAAUUAAUUAAUUUUAAUAAUUAGCUACUAAUUAGGUUUUGGUAAUACACUUUUUUUCUAUUUGGGUGUCACAUUUUUAUUUUUAAUAUACUUUUCUAAUAGUUUUUAAUUUGAUUUUUCAUUGUAACACAUA